UGACCAGGUGAACAGGUGCGCCGCUGUCUGUCUCUCAGGUCUGGUCUGUGGACACAGCUGGACAAACGGCAAAGAGUGUUUGUCUCCCAUCCGUUUCCAGUCUCUGUGCAACUUCAGUAGGCCUGUCCUCUCUAGGGCGGACCGUGGACUGUGUGGACUUCCUGUCCUCUUCAAAGUGUUUAACGUCCCUGCUGCCCUCUGUCUCCUGUUGCUGCCCACAUGUUGUAAGGACCGCGCAUGGGUUCCGAUCUUAGACAGAUCCAGGUUGGACACACCCAGCCCGAGGGACUGGAGAGGAGCUCUGGACUUUGAAGGAGAGCCGUUCGACCACGCAUUCAGGAAGCACCGUAGCGAAUGACCAGAUGCAUCGAGAUGUCUGUCGGAAGGUGUGAAGUUCCCCGAGCUCCGCUGCUGGACCGUUUGAGGUUCUGCUCCUGCAAUGACCGCUUGGCCAGGGCAGCCGGCUGACAGUGCGGGGGCAACGCUGCGUUCGCGACCGGGGCACGUCCCGCAGAGACGGCGUCUCCUCGAAGGAGACCACGUGGAGCCUCUUGCGGUCCUGCUCGUCACCCUCGACCGCCCGCGUUCCCAGCUGUACAUCAGCACUUCUGCGAGGCUCACGGUUAAAAAUGGAAGUGGAGCUUCCAUCCCAGGGGCCUGGAGCUUCUUCACGAAAACACAGCCACCAAAUAAGGACACGAGGCUGCAAGUGGACGCUGAGUCCAGACGCACCGGGGAGGGGGAGGGCGGGGUCGAGGGCUGACCGAGGAGGGCGUGGCCACUGAGAGGGAGGGCGCUGUCCCCAAAACCGGCCGACAGGUUUGGCUGCGGGUCACUGACGGCAGCCCCGCGGAGAAGCCACAUCUCCUGCCUCUUUCUCCCUGCGUGUCCCCGCACCCGUGUGGAGUCCACUCGCGCCUUGGACACGUCUUCACCUCGGCCUGCGCCCAGCGACCCGUCCCGACCGCAACCAUGGAGGCCAUCAAGAAGAAGAUGCAGAUGCUGAAGCUGGACAAGGAGAACGCCAUCGACCGCGCCGAGCAGGCCGAGUCCGACAAGAAGGCGGCCGAGGACAAGUGCAAGCAGCUGGAGGAGGAGCUCGUGGGCCUGCAGAAGAAGCUCAAGGGCACUGAGGACGAGCUGGACAAGUACUGCGAGGCGCUGAAGGACGCCCAGGAGAAGCUCGAGCUGUCGGAGAAGAAAGCUACAGAUGCCGAGGGCGAUGUGGCGGCUCUGAACCGCAGGAUCCAACUAGUGGAGGAGGAACUGGACCGUGCCCAGGAGAGGCUGGCCACGGCGCUGCAGAAGCUUGAGGAGGCCGAAAAGGCGGCGGACGAGAGCGAGAGAGGCAUGAAGGUGAUUGAGAACCGUGCCAUGAAGGAUGAGGAGAAGAUGGAGAUCCAGGAGAUGCAGCUGAAGGAGGCGAAGCACAUCGCUGAAGAGGCAGACCGCAAAUACGAGGAGGUGGCGCGCAAGCUGGUCAUCCUAGAGGGGGAGCUGGAGAGGGCCGAGGAGAGAGCCGAGAUCUCUGAGCUGAAGUGCAGCGAUCUGGAGGAAGAGCUGAAGAACGUGACCAACAACCUCAAGUCCCUGGAGGCCCAGUCCGAAAAGUACUCAGAAAAGGAGGACAAGUAUGAGGAAGAGAUCAAGGUGCUUGGAGACAAGCUGAAAGAGGCCGAGACCCGAGCCGAGUUUGCCGAGAGGACGGUAGCCAAGCUGGAGAAGACCAUCGAUGACCUGGAAGAGAAACUGUCAAGCACCAAAGAGGAGAACCUGGGGAUGCAAGACAUGCUCAAGCAGACCCUGCAGGAGCUCAACAGCAUGUAGGGGUCACACAGGGUCACGCUCCAUGGGAGUCCACUUCCAUUGUCCUCACACUCUCACCUUUGUCUGUUUGUUUGUUUUACACUGCGUGUUAUCGAUGGCCUCAUAGAAAGAGGGGCUGUGGGGGGCUGGGGUCAUUAUUAUUCACCUACCUGUUCUUGCUGACAUGAUGCACAACACCUGCUCCUCCGUUUGUGCCUGCUCAGUGGUGUGUGUAUCUGUGUGUAAGAAUUCGCUCAGUGGCGAAUUCGCUGCGCAGGACAGGGGACGGAGCCUUUCAUCUCGCCGUGUCUCUGUUGAGCUCGUCACCUUUCCAGCUCUGAGCCUAAUAAAGUGUG
This is a messenger RNA of Scleropages formosus (Asian bonytongue), 2162 nucleotides long. RefSeq names its product tropomyosin alpha-1 chain-like. The record is from RefSeq and is a predicted model, not a curated record. Bases 973 to 1827 code for a protein of 284 amino acids. NCBI's taxonomy places the organism in Eukaryota, Metazoa, Chordata, Actinopteri, Osteoglossiformes, Osteoglossidae. The transcript is spliced from 9 exons.